Molecule: messenger RNA, 950 nt
Organism: Cercospora beticola
Lineage: Eukaryota; Fungi; Ascomycota; Dothideomycetes; Mycosphaerellales; Mycosphaerellaceae
Cellular component (GO): plasma membrane
Molecular function (GO): acetate transmembrane transporter activity
Source: RefSeq, a predicted model, not a curated record
AUGGCGCACGAUUCAACAUCUUCGAUCAAUUACGACGACAUCAAUCACGCCAAACAUCAUCAACAACACAUUGAGAACUUGGAAAACCUGAAGCCUACGCCUUCGCAAUUCGAGAAGGUGAGCAACAGCGCGAGUGGACACUUUUCAUCAAUCGAAACGCUGACCAAAAGACGUAGCUCUACCUGUCCCCGGAAACUCCUGUUGCUGGCAACCUGCGCUGGACAUUCGGAAAUCCCACUCCCGUCGCCCUUGGUGGUUUCCCUCGCCAACACGCCAGCAGCGAUCGAUCUCAUCGGAUGGGGAGGAGCAGGAGGUGGCACGGGUAACGCUUCGGCAGGCACUGGUGCCUACUUCUUUCUGGGAGCUGUGCUACUUUAUGCUGGUGGCAUCGGUGAAUGGAUUUUGGGCAACACAUUCCCGGCAGUCGUGUUCUUCACUUUCGGCGGCUUCUGGGGAGCGUUCGGCGCGACACUUACUCCUUUCUUCAAUGUCAUCAACGGAUAUAAUGACGACUCGCCUGCGUUCUACCGCAGCUUCGCCAUGUUUUUGAUGUGGAUGGCAGUCCUCUGUCUUCUUUACGCCAUUGCCGCCAUCCGAACAAACAUCUGCCUCGUCGCAAUUCUCCUCUGCUUCGUGGUCACUUUCCCGUGCCUGACAGCAUCGUACUUCUACGCUGCCGACGGUCUCGUGGCUCUCAGCAACACCACCCGAAUCGCCGGCGGAUACUUCUCGUUUAUCGCAAGCAUCAUCGCUUGGUACCUCUGGUUCUCCAUGGUCCUGGAGUCUGUCGAUUUCCCGAUCGCUCUUCCCGUCGGAGACUUGACCAAGUACGUGAAAGGCAGGAGCGAGAAACUCAAGAGCGCAGCAGAGAUGGCGUGAGGGGAAGGUAUGUACAAGUAUACAUGUAAAUUAUGAUUGACGAGAAUACGAGCACAUCUACAGUGGCACCG